CCUCACAGUUCCACUGACGGAUUCGCAGCGCGUUUAAAGAAUAACGAUAGCAUAAUAAAACUACGGCACACAAAUGAGAUAACGUCAGUAAAAAAAUAAAAGUCAGUAUGCUUGAAGUGUAUCUAAGCGAAAUAAUCUAACUUGACCAGCAGAACGUAAAUUUUGUGUGACCCUGUGCUGGAAGAACGGAGUGUUGUUUUCCACAAAUCGUCACUACUGGCGCUACUGUUGGAGCAAGUGACUAGGAAGAUGUGGACUUGGACGCUGUUUUUGGCUGUGUGUCUGUGGCUGUGUUUGUGCGCAACAUGCGCACAGCCCUCACCAAUGGAAGAGGAGCUGUUAAAUACUGCUACUACACAACUGGAGAGAUUAGACUGGAAGUCUUAUCCUGAGAAAGCGUGGCAGGAGGUUAGAAUGAAACUUGGAUCAGAGACGGCAAACCCUGUCUACCAAGCUUGCAGCUCAAAAACCAGCCGCAGAACUGUGUGGAGUAACUGGAUCCCACGAAACGAUGCCCACCUGCUGUUAAUGGAUCUGGUAUUCGCUCAGGAGGUUGAAGAGACUGGCCUGCAGAGUCCCUUGGAGGUGAUUGUCUGGGAAUCGGACAAGCCUUUGCGCCGUUUUUACCAUGGAGAUGAAAGCGUUGUUCACCAGCUUCGUGCCAUGAAGCCGUUCCUGCCAACAGCCAAAAUACCUGACCAGAUAGAGGAGAAUCUCAACUACAGCCAUGGCCUACCUCUGGGCUCUCUCUUCCGGAAGGGUUUCCACCUGGGAUUUUCCUACUCUGGCCCCUGCCUGUUCAUCGCCUCGGUCAGACUGUACUUCAGGAAAUGCCCAGGCGUAGUUGAAGGCCGGGCCGUUUUUGGAGCAGCCGUCGCAGAGUCAGGGAUUGUAGGCGGAUCCUGCGUGGAGAAUUCGGUGCAGGUGUCACCACCCAGUAGGGAGUGUCUGCCUGACGGGUACUGGGGUCCACUGCAAGGACAGUGUGACUGCAAACCAGGCCACCAGGAGGCUGGGCAUAUCUGUGUAGCCUGCAGAGAUGGAGCUUUCAGACCUGCCAAUGAGAGUGGAGGGUGUGGCCCGUGUCCGCCCAAUAGCAGAACAGAUGGAGAAGGAGCAGAGGAGUGUAACUGUAUGCCAGGGUAUGCCCGUGUACCAAGCGACCCAAUUGAAAUGGGGUGCACAGGGCCCCCCUCGUCCCCCCACAACGUGUCGGCUCAUCGCCUGGGCGAUUCCGCGCUGCUCCUGCUCUGGGACCCGCCCUUUGACCUCGGCGGGCGUGAGGAGGUGUGGUACGACCUGCAGUGCUGGGAGAAAGAGGGGGAUUCUGGGAGCCAGUGGGAGAGGUGCGGGGAGGCCCUGCAUUUUUACCCAGGCUCCCACAGGCUUGAAGACACGACGGUCAACGUGACAGGGGUGAACCCGCGCGCGGACUACCGCCUGUCCGUCACAGCGGCAAACGAGGUGUCCGCACUGCUCGGCACGGUGACCUCCUCCGGGUCCAUAACCAUCCACAGAUGGAAAUCUGAGGUCAUCUUCACUCCUGACCCUGAGCCGUUGAGGAAGGAGCCUCUCUCUCCCUGGAUGCUGGGGGGCGGGGUGGGUGCGGUCCUCAUCCUGCUCUCCCUGGUCAUUACAGCUGUCUGUUUCACACGGCGAAAGCACAAGCUCAGUCAUGACCAGGAGCUCCACCCCCUCCACACAGGAGUGUCGUACCGUCGCCAGGAGCAACACGACGUAGCCCCUGCCCCGCAACAAAGCAGCAGCCAGCUGUUUGAAGGCCUGAAUGACAGACUUCAGACCAGCCUGAAGGAGAUGUUGGUGGAUCGCAGGACUCUGACCCUGGGCAAGGCGUUGGGCACAGGAGAGUUUGGGACAGUCUAUGAAGGAAUCUUCUCCCCGCAGGAAGGAGUUCACAUUAAAGUUGCAGUGAAGACCAUGAAAGUUGGAAUAGACAGCAGAGAGGAACUGCAGUCCUUCCUGAGGGAAGCUGAAAUCAUGCAAAGCUUCAACCAUGACAAUGUGGUCAAGCUGCUUGGGGUCACCCUGGAGCAGCAGCAGGACUCCUCCGUUCCCGCGCCGAUGGUGCUGAUGCCCUUCAUGAAGCACGGAGACCUGCGGCGCUUCCUCAUCGCCACGCGCUAUGGCGACGUUCCCAUGUUUGUGCCCUAUCAGAGUCUCCUGCGCUUCAUGAUUGACAUUGCAGCUGGGAUGGAAUACCUCAGCUCCCAGGGCUUCAUUCACAGGGACUUGGCUGCACGCAAUUGCAUGUUGGGCGACGACCUGCGGGUGUGUGUGGCUGACUUUGGGCUCUCCAAGAAAAUCUACGACAGCAACUACUACAGGCAGAAGGUGACCAUCCGUGUGCCGAUAAAGUGGAUGGCAGUGGAGAGUCUGUCCGAGUCCAUCUACACCACCAAGAGCGAUGUGUGGUCCUUUGGGGUCACCAUGUGGGAGAUCGUGUCAGGAGGACGAACACCAUAUCCCGGGGUCCACAACCACGAGCUGAUGGAUCUGCUGGAGUCCGGUUACCGGCUCAAAGCACCAGACUGUGAUGUCAGACUGUAUGAAGUGAUGCACUCCUGCUGGAACAGAGACCCUACGCGGAGACCAGGUUUUGGGGAGCUGGGGGCAAAGCUCAAGGCCCUUCUGUCUGAACUGCCACCCCUAGAAGCCAGCCAGGAAGCCCACUACAUCAACCAGGGCCUGGAGGUGGCUGAUCAGACCAGACUGGAGGGAGGGGAUCCAGAGGCAGAGGAGGGGGCGACGGGCAAUCUGUACAUCCCUGGGCCAGUGGCCAUCAAACCCCCCAUGGAGGAUGAAGAGGGCUACCUGCUGUGCGUUAAAACUCAAACGGAGGGGAAGUGCCUUUAUUAG
This is a messenger RNA of Megalops cyprinoides (Indo-Pacific tarpon), 2877 nucleotides long. RefSeq names its product tyrosine-protein kinase receptor TYRO3. The record is from RefSeq and is a predicted model, not a curated record. Bases 250 to 2877 code for a protein of 875 amino acids. Gene Ontology annotation, molecular function: transmembrane receptor protein tyrosine kinase activity; ATP binding; protein binding. Lineage: Eukaryota; Metazoa; Chordata; Actinopteri; Elopiformes; Megalopidae. Gene Ontology annotation, biological process: positive regulation of kinase activity; nervous system development; protein phosphorylation. Gene Ontology annotation, cellular component: signaling receptor complex. The transcript is spliced from 15 exons.